This is a messenger RNA of Pelobates cultripes (western spadefoot toad), 29696 nucleotides long. NCBI's taxonomy places the organism in Eukaryota, Metazoa, Chordata, Amphibia, Anura, Pelobatidae. The record is from the annotation of a GenBank genome assembly.
AGGCGCUCCAGUCUCUCGGCCGCUUUCAUUUUUCUUCCUGGACGGAGAGCCGGGAGCACUCGGGGAAGCAAUACGCAUGCGCGCCGUGUCCGGCCGGCCAGGAACUCACGCCUGGUGCCCCUUGUCGUAGAGCUUCCUCUCUGUGCUCGAGGAUAGAGUGUGACCCCUAUCGGGUUCGAUGUCCCCGGCGCCGAGCUCGGGCCCCCCAGCGUGCUUCGGCCGGUGAUGGUGAGGAACCGAGUGCAGCGGCUGCUGACUGCAAUCAAUAGGAGGAUGAUGAAGCUGCUCAUUGCACUCGCCCUGAUCGCCUAUGUAGCCUGUGAGUGCCAGCUCCUUCCAUUCAUUGCCUCCACCUGCUCACUGACCGCCCCGGGCACCUUCCCUGGCACUGCCACCCUAGCUCUGGCACUGCCACCCAGCAUGCUCCAUCCUUACCAGGGUACCAGGCACUUGCUGCAACUGGGUAUUUAGCCAGCACCACAUCCCCCUAGCCUGGUGGCCCUACCACCCCAUCCUCCCCCCCCCUCAAGCCUGGCAUGGCUCCCCCAUCCCCAGCCAGGCAUGGCAGCCCCUGUAUGAGCAUCCCAUGCCACCCUCUGCCUGUUGUAGUGUUGGUACAGUUGGUGUGCCAGUGUUGUUUAUACUGUGCAGGGUCUGUCUGGCUAUAGACUGUUAAAUGUGGUGGGUAGCCGCUUUCUCACUGUCUGGAUACUCUGGACAGACACCCUCCAGCUGUGCCUGGCACCGCGGCCUCCUGCUUUGGUAGGUGCCAUCAAGGCAUGUGUAUGUGUGUACGCACUUCUUAAGACUUGCGUAAGGAAUUGGGAGUCUAGAAGAGGUUUACGUACCGGAGUGUGUAUUCCUAUAACAGUGAGGGGUGCCGCACGCUCUUUUACUACGUUAGAAUAUGACGUGCUGGAUGGUAGCUGUACAAAGCAUCCUUUUUUCUUCCUCCUGCCAGCUAGUCCUAUGUAACUUGUGUUACUCAGAUGAAUACAGCAGGGUUGAACAAACCCUUAGAAUUUGGAUGUUUGAGAACAGGGAAUUGUUUUGCAAGUUUUCACCUUUUAUUUGUCUUCCUCCUGUUGACAAAUUGUGUUCUAUGACUUGUGGCAUGUCAUAAGCAGAACUACAAGUAUGCAUUUUUUUUUCUUUAACUAAUUUGCCUUAUGGCAAAAUGGAGACUUUGUAAACGCCUACUUUUUAAAAAAAUAUUCUUUUUGUUUGCAUUUGCUGAAGAUAAUGUAAGUCCUGGAAACUUGUUAUUUUACCAAGGGAAAUCAAUAUCCCUAUCAGACAGAUAUUUCUUAAAUAUUACACUAGUGCACUUUAGAUUGUGUGUGUGUGUGUGUGUACUGUAUACAUUAUCUACAGAGUAGUUGCAUAUAUAAAACCAACUUAAAUGUGAUACAAGAGACUGAGGGAAAACACAAUAUUACAUCUAAUGCGGAUCAUUUAUUUAAAAAUAUAUGGUGCUACAUUCAUAGUUUUGCAUACUUAUGCAGCAACCAGGAAGUCGCUGAUAAAUUUUAAGCCAAUCUUUGCUUUCCAAAUAUGAGCUGACAGCAGGGCUUAGCUCAGGAGACCACAUAUGAGUGCUCAGAGCAUACAUACAUAUCAUGGGUCUCAUGAGGUCAUUAUUGCAUAUACUGUUUAGCCACAACAUUAAAACUACCUGCCUAAUAUUGUGUAGGUUCCCCUCAAGCUGCCAAAACCACUCUGAUGUGUCAAGUCAUGGACUCCGCAAGCCCUUUUAACUUUUUCUGUGUUAUCCGGCACCAAGACAAAAGCAGCAGAUCCUUUAAGCAGGUUGCAAGGUGGGGACCCCAUGGAUCAGAAGUGUUAUUCCAGUACAUCCCACAGAUGCUUUAUUGGAUUGAGAUCUGGGGGAUUUGGAUGCCUGGGCAACACCUUGGACUCUGUCAUGUUCCUCAAAUCAUUCCUGAACAAUUUUUGCAUUGUGGCAGGGUGCAUUAGUCUACUGAAAGACCAAUGCCAUAUUGGAACACCAUUGCCAUGAACGGGUAUACAUGAUCUGCAACAAUUUCUAGGCAGGUGGUACGUGUCAAAGUAACAUCCACAUGAAUUCUAGGAUGCAAGGUUUCCCAGCAGAACAUUAUCCAGAGCAUAACACUACCUCCACCGUCCUGCUUUCUUCCCAUAGUGUAUCCUGACGCCAUCUCUUUCCCGGAUAAGCGACACAUAAGCACCCCAGCUAUCCACCUGAUCUAAAUGAAAACGAGAUUCAGACCAGGCAACCUUCUUCCAUGGUUCCAGACACUGACAACCCCAUUAGAGGCACAUUUGGCGGUGGAAAGGGAUCAACAAUGCACUCUGGCCAGUAGGCCUGCACCAAAAUGAAUAUUCUGGGGCAAAACCAAACAUUCCGAACACCCACGUCCGAAAACCGAAAAUUACUUCUUCCCCCCCCCCAAUGAUUUUAAAAUAGUUUUUUCUAUAAUAUUAUUGAAUUAAUAACUGCACAUAUGGAAAGUUUACACUUGUAAUUGGGGAACGUGGCAAACCCAUACCAGGAGGAAGAAGUCCCCAACUAUCUCCCCACAAACAAAACCUAUAUCUAGGCCAAGGCCUGUAGUCGGUAAUUAGGAGGCUGAAGUCAAAGUACUGAAAAGAAUUUGGUGCACCAAAUUAACCAUUUUGCAUAUCUCUUGGAGAUCAUUCAUUAAAUGGCAACCUGAAUUAAACUGAAAACCAGAUUUGCUAAAUUUGCCAAGAUGUGACGAGAGUGGCGUUGGAAAUUUAUCCUGUUCAAAUACUGUUGGGCCUCCCGUUUCUUCCUGUCAUGAAUUACCUCCCCCCUAGCUCCCUCCGAUUGGUCAGAUCCGGAGUGAUACAUUCCGGCUUUAGGAUCGACGGGCGGAGUGGUCUAUUGCAAGCAGCAGGGUGGGAGGGGGGAGAUGGGCCUAGGUUGGGGCUCUUGGGCCUGCCUGGAUUUGUGACUUUUUGUCUCGCCAUGAUGCAGGGGGAGAGCUGUGGAGCAGGAAGCUGAUCGUAGGAUCGGUAAAAAGCCAACGAAGAAGGAAAGACAGUUAGACUUACACCGGUUGUCCUUCCUUGCACCACUUUCGGUAGGUACUAACCACUCCGUGUCGUGUCGACCCCACAAGAAUUGCCGUUUUGGAGAUGCUCUGACCCAGUUGUCUACCUAUCAUUAUUUGGCCCUUGUCAAAGUCACAUACUAAUUUUUCCUGCUUCCAACACAUUAAAUUCAAGAACUGACUGUUCACUUGCAUUCUAAUAUAUCCCACUUCUACACAGGUGCCAUUGUAACAAUAUAAUCAAUGUUGCUCAUUAACCUGUCAGUGGUUUUAAGGUUGUGGCUGAUCAGUGUAUGUGUAUCUGUAAUGUUUAUGACAUUACAUUGUUUUCUUAUGGAAAGCACUUAGUUAAGUGCAGCAGUCGCAUGGGAGAUUAUAUUUCCUUCAUUGGCACUCUCCCAAUGCUAUAUUCCAUGCCAAUGGUUUUUAACAGGCUUAUCUAAUCUUUUUGUUUUUGGAUACAGAAGCUGAAGAGUACAGAAACCCCUAGACAUCUAAUGGAAGUGCAUGGAGAAGAUUGCAUAGUAUAGCUGCUAAACUCCCUUUUAUUUGAGAGAAUGGGAAUGGCAAAUUUAAAUUAUUAAACAUGUUUUUCUGGACAUUUUACUGAUGGGGAAAAAAGUAUUUUCUUGGUCUUCCUUUUCAAGUCAAGUUUUGGGAAAACUCACAGUCUAAAAUGGAUUUGGGAAUACACACUAAAUUUAACAUCAUUAAGUGUCUCAAUCUGAGCAAUUAGUGAUGUGGAAAAAUAUUAAUAGAAUAUUUGUAAUCCUGGUUGCCACCUGUCAUAUUUUGACCCUGUCACAACUUUGUAUGUAAACUCGUCAGCAACCACCCUCAGUAUUAAUCAGUGGUUAGGAGGUGGAGAGCGUAAAAUUGCAUUAGUGUUACCCAAUUCAUGUGGCUACAAUAUGUUAACACACUGACUUCUAUCAAAGAAAAAAGUUAUAAUGAAAACUUAAAAAAGAGAGGGAGGGUACCUACAAACUCUCCUUCAGUUAAUGAAUUUUGUUUUGGGAGAAUGUCACAUGGAAACUGAAUGAGGUCAAGUAGAGAGUUAGACUAGAAAGGUGUGAUAAACUAGACUUUCAAGUAGUAGAUAUGCUAGAUGGAUAUUUAGAACAAGAGUUGGAUAUGUAAUGAUUCAUGCAUUUAUUGUUAGAAAUAAAUGUGUGUGUAUAUUCUAAAAACUGGGGUUUAAACUAAAGUGAGAAUUCGAGUGAAUUCAAAGCUGUACUGGAAACAUAACUGAGUUAGAGAAUUUUUCCAUUUCAGCUAUUGUUUACCUUAAAUUUGACAUUCACUUUAAAUUCUCACUUUAGUGAAUAAAAGUGUGUGUGUCUGUAAACAUUUUCACAGUUACUAAUUGACCAGGACAAUCUGCAUACUUAACUCUGCUGUAGAGGCACACUGGAUCAAAUUAUCUUGCUUUUUUUUUUUUUUUUCAGACUAUGGGGUUAUUUACUUAUUUUUUUUCUGCUUUCUAUUACAUAUACUCUCCAAGCUCCCUAACCACUGCAACUUGUCGUAGUGAUAAUGGCACCCACCCACAAUUGUCAUGCUAUUUUUUUUUUUUUAAUGGUUUGACCUAUUACUUGUGGUCCCUUGGGUGCCUCUCUACUACUAAUGCUGGGGUGCUGGAAAGUUCCUUUGCAAGAACUUCAUUAGCUCUCCUGAGCUAAUCCCUACAGUUAGCUGAUUGCUCUUCACAAGAGCGCUCUAGCCCUGCCCUGCUAAGAGAAUUCUAAAUUUGGAGUUGACUUUGGAGGCAUGGACCCCUUGUAAGAAGUCAAACUGUUCAAAAACACUAUUUACAAUGCCAAUGAACUCCCAACACCAUAAACACUACAGCAAGCUGUACAUGUUGUAUGGUGCUUGCAGUGUUCCAUUCCAAGAAGCAAGAGAUUGAAGACGACAUGUUUAGCAUUUGUCAAAUGCUGAGCUAGUAGUGAUCACUCCUUUACAUUCAACUAAAAUACGUAAUGUCCCCAAAUUGUCAAGCUGACAUGCCCUGUUAGUGUAUAAUGCAUAAACAGGUCAUGCAUGGUUCAUUACCUGUAGUUGACACCAUAAUAUUUCUUCAGAAGUGUGAACAUGGAAUUCUAGUGUUUAUUCAAAGGUUUUGUGAUGAAAUAUAUUGUUUUAUAUCUUGGAGACAGUGGGGAUUAGUAGUAAAUACCAUGCUAAAGUAAAGAAACUAUUUAAAGAAUGUGUGCUUUUUAAAUUAUGUCACACUUGCACAUUAUUCCUAUUGUUGCUUCAGAAUGUGUACAAUGUAUAACUGGCAGUGGGCUGCCAUUUUUAUGACGUCUUCUUAUUAUUGCCAUUUAUAUAGCACUAACAGAUUCCGUAGGGCUUUAAAAUAUUAUGACGGGAGAUUUAACUAUAACUAGGACGAUUCCCCCAAAAAACAGGAACGAUAGGUUGAAGACGACCCUGCUCAAACGAACUUACAGUCUAAAAAAUAUCAGUGCAUUGUAUAGCUGCAAAAUGUAGAUUUAUUUGGAUUAGAUGAAAACACCAAUCAGCCAAUUAGUAGAAGAAAUUUGAUCUGAAAUCACAAAUGUGUUCUGUCUUUUCUUGUAACUUUGCUCACUUGCUGUUUUGUAACAGUUUAAGGAUUUUUGGACUUUUCCUUUAAAUGUACCGGGUGCUUCUGGGAUUUUUGUGUGUUGAUAUCGCAGAGGCAGAAAGGAUGUUUGAAUAAUAUACAAAGUUCUCCCUCUGUGCUGCUAUCUUCAGCUCAUUGCAGAUGAUUGCUCUAUCCUGUACAGAGCGUACAAACAAACCUCUGAUGGGUGGAAGAGCACAUAGGCUUCUCUACAGAUGUUAUAACACCAUAGGUAUAGAUUGCUCGUGAGGUUGUCUUUUCCCAUCAGAGGUUAAGGAAAAGGCAUAGCAAGUUGGUCAUAAAUACAUUUUUGAAGUUGUAUUAAAAUUAGGAAGUUCUCCAUCAGGUUUAUAUGCGCAGUUUAUUGUAACUCAUAUAAACGUGCACUUUUUUUUUUAGACGUGCCCAGUUGUGUUUUUACAGAAGGCUACUUUUGCAUCUUACACUGUCUAGUUUUCAAUGCUACAAUGCUGUGCAUUUGCAAAUGACAAGGCCACUUUAUCAAUUAUUUUGAGGUCAAGCUAACAAUUUAAUUUUAACAAUUUUGUAUCUCUAGAACAGCAUUGAAAUAUAAAUACCAUGAAAUGUUUUUGUUUUCUUUACUUCAUAAAUUAUUUUGCUAACAGAGAUCAGUAUUAUUUAUUUAUUUUUUUUCUCUCAUUCUUGUGUCCAUUUUGAUAAUAGUAUAUAAUCUCAGAAUUAAAUGUGCUACUCCAAAGACAAAAUCUCCUUUUGGGAGAAACAAAACUGACUUGGAAAUGAUUGUGUCUGAUCAGAGCUCAGCUUCAUGUUGUGUUUGUCUCAUCAGCUGUAACACUGUCUUGCUGUCAUUGUCUGCCUGCUGCUAUAGAAAUCAUCUCUCCACUGGCCACCCUGUUUAUUGUAUUAUUAUUUUCAUUUUUAAUUUCCCUGGAAUUUUAGCUUAAUUUGAAUACAAAUUUAAUACAUAAGAUGCACCUCAGACAUUCUGUUUUCUCUCUAGCUCCUUUUUUUUUUUAGUGGCUACUAUUUCACUAUGGGAAGCCACAAUUUGUUUUGAUUGAGUCAUUUCAUAAAGGGUUACUCCAACCACCUUGACCACUUCAUCGAUUAGAUGUGAUAAUGGUGGUAGGUGUUAUAUAUGUGCAGUAUUUCAUCUUAAAACCACUCAUCACAUGAAGUAAUCUGCACAUUUGUUCUGCGGGCUGGUUACACUGCCGGGCUACCUAAUGUCUAUUCUGUGCAUAUUUUACACCUGCCAUCAGCUUGCUGACAAUAGACAUAAUAAUCUUGCAAGGGAAAGUUUGCUCUCUCUCCUCUCUCCCCGUUCUUUAGUGAAAGCCCUCCUGUUCUUGGGAUGUCUGGGGUAGUGUGGAAGGCAACUCUGGAAGGAAAGGGAGAGUGUGUGGGAGCAGAAGCGAGGAAGAUGGAGGGAAAAAAAUUUUGGGGGAAAAAACCCUAAGGGAUCUAAGGAUUCCACUUUACCGCCGUAGCUGUGAAGGCCCAGGGGCCAGUGCAGGUGUUUGACCCCAACUUCUAGAUGCCUACCCAUGCUUAUGUGUUUCCUUAAUGUAUUGGUCAUGCUGUUGACAAGUUUAUUAAUAUCAACGUCUAAAUGCUAUUUGAGAACAACCACACUACAGUAAGUAAGCAAUAAAUAUGAUACUGUGUUUUAAUAAUAACCAAUUCAAUUUCAGGCACCUCCUUUAUUUAUUCUUGCGCAAGAUUCCCCUGCCCCCUAUGAUUUAUGAGUCUGAGCAUAUAUCCUUUGGAGAAAUAUGUGCAUAUCCUGCAUCUACUCUGUGCAGGGAAAAACACAAUAAUGCUACGUAGUAGAUUUUCACUCUCGGAGUUGUAUUGCUGAGUUAAAUUUUGUUUACUAUGUUAUUCUUUAAACGGUACAUUUUUGGAAAUGAACCAGAUAAAUGCCUAUUUUAGGCCAAAAUGAUCAAACUGGAAAUUUCUCUAACCUGGCUAUUUUUUCCCUCAGUUUGGCUACUAGGAAAAAAAUUAGCUGUUCUCUUGAUCAUUCUUGUAUUGGUGAAUAUCACUAAUGAUUAUAUGCCUUUAAAUACUGUACAACUCACACUGUUUCUUUGUAAUAAUACAAAGCUUUGUGUAUCCAAUAUGAAUAUUUCCAUAACCUGCACUUAAUUUUUUUUAUUUUUUUCCUUUCUUUUCACCAGCUGUUUGGGGAAACUUUGUCAACAUGAGGUAAGCACAUCACAUGCUAUAUCUUCCUGCAUACUUUUUUCCCAUUUGGACCAUACUUUCCAAGUGCCCCUAUUUUUCUGGGACAGUCUAUCUGUGGGACCCAAACACCCCAUUCUUCUUUCCACUUUUGUAGGAAUUUAGUGUUUCCUGUAAAAGGGUAUCCCAAAGUGCAUCAAUAGAAUUUAAAGGGACACUCCAUACACAUAAAGCUUUAGACUUAUUUUGUCCAUGUUUCUUGUAUUACUUGUCUGUUUAGCUUCCCAAUUGUACGCUGCUGUGGAGUACAAUAUUAUGUGCAAGUUGACAACUCUACUAAUUACCCCCAGCAGCACCACUGCCCAUCAUAAAUCAUGUUUUGCUGUUACCUCAUCACAAGCCAAAUGAUUAUUUUUUUUUUCUAAUAUAAUUUGCUAUGAGAGGCUAAAUGCUUCCGAUCGAUAACUCAAUUUAGCAAUUAGGCAUGUUAAUUUUGCAGUGUCAAACUAAAACAAGUGUAUCUGCACUCAUGCAGCAAAUGGAAGCAGCCUUGAGGUUUUCUAAGGUAGAUUUGGCACCUAUUUAUAAUCUCUUCAGAUGUAUAUCAACUUUCCUGUUAAUGAAGCUGUCUGCAUGUUCUAUCCAACUAUAGAGCUAUUCAUUAAACUAGGGAGGGGUGAGCAUAUACAGAAGGUCUCUUCACAUUUAGCGGUUUAUUUACUAAACUCUAAAUUGUAGUGAAUUACAAUUCAAAACGCACAAAUUCAGAGCCAAUAAUCAUUUGGUAAACAAACUAUUCUACAUUGAUUACUUAGAAAAUAUGGUCUAAUCUUUAUCUACACAAUCUGACUACGUUAAUAACAAAUGGUUGUAUUAAUAUUUUUUUUUUUUAAAUGUAUUGAUUAAAUUCUGUAAUAAUUCACUGUACAUGCUGGAAGAAGUGAAGCAAUUUCUACAAUCUGUGUGGAGUCGGUUGUUUUAAUUUAAAGGUACACUAUAGUCACAAGAACAUCAGCUUAAUGUAAUUGUUCUGGUGAGUAUAAGAAUUCCCUGCAGGCAUUUUUAUGCAAACACUGCUUUUUCAGAGAAAAGGAAGUAUUUACAUUGCCCUCUAGGCACACCUCCAGUGGCCACUCCUCUGAUGGCCACUGGAGGAACUUCCUGCAGUAAGCAGCCCUGCUGUGCAGCGUCCCCACGCUCUGCAUGAAGACGCUUACAUUGAUUCAAUGCAUAUCUAUAAGGAGGUCUUGAUUGGCCAAAACUGCAUUUGGCCCUGCCCCCAUGCCGAUUUUAGCCAAUCUAAAGGUUUUCCUAUGGGAAAGCAUUGGAUUGCCUAAAAAUCAAUCAUGUUGAUGAUGUCACAAAGGGGGCGGAGCCAACACCGGCAGACCUGCAAAAUAAAGUGAGUUUUAAACUUUCAUAGGGGAGCUAAGGGGGGGCAAGCCACCUAAAUGAUGGGUUAAACACUAUAGGGUCAGGAAUACAUGUUUGUGUUCCUGACCCUAUAGUGAUCCUUUAAUGAGUAAGUGCAAUGCAGAAUUCCAGGUAAUUAUUCUUACGACAGUACUUUUUUUACUCUGAACACACUUGGACCUCACAGACAUCAGUUCUUCAAUUGUUCACCACUAAUGUGAUGAACUAAUCAUGAUUUUUUUUUUUUUUUUGCAAUGCGUUAAUUAAUUUGUGCUGCUUUUAAAAUCUGCUAUCUUGAUGUUCAUGUUGAUUUUCUUUCUUUAUUUUUUUAUUUUGUCCUGUGUAAUUUUUGUGCUGAAUUCCAUAUUAUCUUUUAGCAGGUCAAUUCAGGAAACUGGGGAACAAAAAAUGGAAAAGCAAUUAGAAGAGGUUUGUACUUCUCCAAUUUAUUAUGUGAUGGCAAUAUAUAUAUUUCAAUGUAUGAAUGUACAUAUAACUAUAUUACAAUUCUUACUUAAUUUAAAAUAAUUUUUAAUUUUUUACAGUGAUAUUUUAAUGUUUACAAAAAUAAGUAAAAUUAAUGAUCCGUGGAUCAUUCGGUUCUUUUUAUAGAAUUAUUCCAACCUCCAUAACCACUUCAGUUUUUUGGGUUUUUUUUGUGGGAUUUUCUUCUUUUUUAAUAUCAUCUGUUAUUCUGACAAAACAACUAAUCAACUAUUGUGUUUAUGAUUGCCCAUAAAUGUGAGCUUGAUACUAGAUCCCAGGAGGGAUAUUUCCUGAAGACUGAAGUUUCUUUAAAAAUAUUUUUAAAGAGUGGUAUAUGCGUGAAAAAGAGAAGAUAAAAAGAUUAAUAGAUUUUACCACUUUAAUAAUAAAAAGUGAUGAUUACAUAACCUAGAAAUAAAGCCCACAAAAUAAAUGUCCUAGAAUUGCCCUUUUGAUCAGAAGCACUUGUGGCCUUUUCUGUACAUAAUGAUAUUGCUACAGAAAUAAUUUAAUGGAUUAAAAAAUAUGCCAGUGAAUAUUUAGUUAAAUGAAUUCUCGCUUAGGUAUAUGGUUUACAUGGCAAGGGUUGAUGGGCAGACACAUGAGAAGCUGGAUCCUAUGCUUCAGGCUCUAAUCAAUUGGUGUUAGAAAAUAAUGGAACACGGGAACAAAAACUCUGGUUCUUAUGGCAAUAAAGAAUAUUCAUUAAGGAAUUAAAUAUUUAAGAUUUUUAUAUGUAUAUUAGACUUGUUCAGUAAACAAUGUUUCCUUUCUACCAAUCAAAGUGUACAUAUUUUCCCCAUUCUUUUAGUUUAUUGCACCUUUGAGGGAGAAGAUACGAGAUUUAGAAAAAAGGUGAGUAGACAAACAAUCUGAUUGGUUGCAGGAUUUGUAUUCCAUGGUUCUAUUUUAUUAUGUCAAUGAUUCUGUCAGUUAAUUAAAUGUUGUCACCUAGAAUUAUAGGAGUGAAGCUGAAAGACCAUGCACCAAGCAUGUCAAACUCGUGGCCCGUACUGGAUAUCUUUGCAGCCAGUCAGCCACUAGAGGGGUGGGAGGGCAGUGUAUUAGACUAAGCGGCAUUGUAUUAGAUUGGAUGGAGUGAGCAAUGUAUUAGAGUGAAAGGAGGGGGUCAUUUUAUUGGAUUUGGGGGCAAUGUAUUAGAUUGGUUCUGCAUGGAGGAGCUGAACGAUUUCCCUGGAGAUGCUGAUUAGCCACAUAGCUUUUUGCCACACAUGCAGCCUCCCAAUAAUUUCAUAUUAAGUUCUCUGAGAUAAAAUUCCCACUAUUCCAUUCUACAUCUCAGUACCACAUCCAUAUGUUUCUCUGUGUUUUUCAGCCUUCUCUGCUGCCUCUUUAUAAGCUGUUCAGAGAAAAGGCAGCAUUUACAUUGCUCUCUAGGGACACCUCCAGUGGCCACUCCUCAAAUGGCUACUAUAGGUGCUUCCUGGUGCAGUGCUGCCCUGAAGUUCAGCAUCUCCAUGCAUUGCAUGGAGGCGCUGAACUUUCCUCAUAGAGAUGCAUUGGCAUUUCCCCAUAAAAAUGCAGACUGGCAUUUUGCCCAGCCUCCUUGACGAUCUCAGCCAAUCAAAUGCUUUUCCUAUGGGAAAGCAUUGGAUUUGCUGAGAUCAUCAAUUCUGAUUACGUCAGCCAAGGAGGUGGGAGGGGGUGCUAGAAAUAAGGCAAGUUUUCUUACCUUUUAAGGGGGUAUGAAGGGACAAGCCACCUAGAUGUGCAGGGGUUUUAUUUGGCAGGGGGGGAGGGAAGGUAAGUUUAACACUAAAUAUGUGUUUGUGUUCCUGACCCUAUAGUGUUCAUUUAACUUACAUUCUGUAAGUAACCUUUUCUGGUCCUUUUUGUUGGUCCCCUUUUUCUCUUUAUUCCAUUUUCUGUUUCCACAUAAGUCCUUUCUUGCCCUAUCGUCUCCAUAUUUGUAGAAAGUGGACUCAUCCUGUUAUUUCAUAUCUUCCUAAUACUUGAAUAUCUACCUCCCCUCUCACUAGCAACAGUUUGAUGACAUUUAACUUUAAAUGUCUUAGUACAACAAGUUUCAUUGCGCCACCAGGAUUGGUCGCUACUCUGUAGGCAGACACUGUCACCUAGGAAUUCACUGAUUCCCAGACUUGGAAUCUGUACCACAAUUCACUGCUCAGUGCAUUGUGUGUAUCAUCUUAACAAAAAGUGUAAAUGUACAAGGCAUAUUUUCCAAAUUGUAUGUAUAGUGAAAUGUCUUAACCUGUUCAUGACAAGGGUUAAACAAAUCCUGUUUGACAGUUCUGGCAUAUUAUCUGUCACAAAUGGAUUAAGUGUGAUAUACAUGUCCACAUGUAAAAUUGGUGAUUUUCUUUUUUUUUUUAUAUAUAAAUGCUUUUUAUGGUGUUUUCUCGCAGCUUUCUGUAUCAGUCACCCAGCAUGAGUGUUUAUUUUUUAUUUAUGUUGCUUCAGAGGGUGUUUGGGUUCAGGAUGUCUGAGGAUUGGAAAUGUGAGAGAUGAUGAUGUUUGACCUUCCCUUGUGUGGGCCCCUGAAGCUGUAAAGGUGUCAGUUUACUACUGUGCUGGACAUUGAACAUUUCACCAUAGGAAAAUUACAUAUCCAUUUAAGAAACUAUAACUCUAUGAUAGUUUAGAACAGUUUUGGUUUUCAUUUGUAAACCUUUUUUUAAUGCACUAUAUAGAUAAUGUAUUAAAAGUAUUGGGGGGGGGGGGGAAUAUAAAAUACUAUGUACCUUGAAAGUGCCCAUUGGUCCUCUGCUUGUUGGGUUGCCCUUCAGGCAAAAUUUUCCCACACUAAAAUAAGAUCCUCCAAUUACUAACCUAUCUUUCUGAUCAGUGGGGUCUGAUAUUAUCCCGUAAUUCUAUGUCCACAAGGUGUUUGAGAUGAGUAUUCGAUCAAGAUAUCAUAUAACCAUGCUUCUCAAUAGUCCCGCUUUAGUCAGGGCAGGCCCCAUUUAUGGGGUCCUAUCACACUUUAGGGAACGGUCCCCGGGGCAGCACAGCAUUUGUGUGUAAUUAGACGCGUUUGCGCUAUAAGUGGGCACUUGGACCAUGCAGGGAGUACUUCAGCAACGCUCCCUGCAUGAUCCUGAAGGCUGGGUUAGUCAAAGAGCCUGUCAAUGGGUGACCUGCCUGCCCCUUUUCCAGACUGGCAUGUCUAGUAAGACGGUUCAUGUCACUAUUCCUGCCUCCUCCAGUGAAGAUUGCUGGGAGGUAUGUAUAAGUGCUCUAUACACUACCAGCCAUACCAAGGCUGGUAUCAAUACAUAAGCCGCUUGUUCACUGUUUAGUGAACUGGACUGUGUUUUACUAUCCGGAAAGCCAUGAAUCAUGCAUUAGCAUUCUGUACUUUGUUGUGCAUGCCACAUGCACAAUAGGGACACUAAUAAUGUGUUCCUUACUCCCUGAUUGACCGCCUAAUGGGCUGUCUUAUAGAAGGAAUCACUGCUGCAAUAACUCACUCUCACAAAUGAGAAUGGACUCUGGGUACAAAAUACUUAUGGAACUUUGAUUUUAAUUGAUUUCCUGUUAAAAGCUGGGAAUACAAACGUAUUUCUAAAGCUAAUGUUACAUUAACUACUUCGAUAUUAAACUCCUGUAAUGAUAACCUAAGCCACCACUCCUCCUGCAUUAUAGGUGAUGAUCAAAUGCUUCCCCAUAAAGAAAUGAUUAGGGGUUAGAGCGCAUGUGUCGCAGUCGCUGCACUAAUCUGCAUCUCCUCAUAAAGAUUUAUUGUCCUAGUGCAUCUCUAUGAGGAAAGAUGCAUGUAUCUAUUGAGAUUGUAAAGAUACUGAACGUCACUCCAACUACAAAACCCCUGCUAGUGGCUAUCAGAGUGAUAGCCACUAAAGGAUGCAUUAGACAUGAAUGCAAUGUUAUUGGGGUUCUGGUGCCUUGAGAGUCCCUUUUUUAAGCACUUAUUAAUUACUUUAGUGUAUAGGAAGUCACUGGCUUAGAGCAUCAGCUAACAACUCUCAGCCAGUCAGCGACGCUUUUGCCCUGCCGUACUCGGCGCUUCUUAGAAGUGAAAAUUCAGAAGCCGGAUACUGUCUGGGGAGGAGUGGGACCUGAGCUGGAGGCAACUUAGGGGUUAAAGUGAGUUCUUACUUAAAAUGUAACACUGUCUUCUUAUUUUAGUAUGUAGCACCUUACAGUAGUCUGAGCGAACACAAUGCUUGAGAAAUCAAGAUAAUCCUUUAUUUCUUUAUCUCAAGAUUACUAGAAAAAUUACAUGAAACCAUUGUAAAUUACAAAUGAGAUUCAGUUAAAGAACUAAAAUUAAAUAUAAUGUCCCCAUUUCAAAUGUAAUUAUAUUGCAAUGUCUGAUUAACAUAAAGCACAGGUUAAGAGCUUUGAAUUAGACCUUGUGGAAUGUAACGCAACAAUGUACCACCUGGAAAAUUCCUGUAGGACAAUUUUCCUGCUCUAGCUUUUACUCAGUUGACGGCAUAGAGAACUGUGACAUCAGCGAACCCUUUGGGCAACAGUGAUUAUCCAAGUUAGGGGACAGAUCAUAUAUUUAUAUCCAUUUUCAUAAAACUUAGACCUAGGCAGAGGCCUACCCAGUGAUCAGUGGAUAUGUCUUUUCAAGAUGACCUCCAAACAAAUAAUCUAUACUCCUCCUUUUUUUAUGAAGAAGGUUUUGGGUCAAAGUUUUCUCGGUCUGAAGUGCUAUUUUCCACCUGGAUCCCCCCUCUCUCCUCAACAAAAAAGAAAAGAACUAAAAUUUGGAGAUGUUGCAAAUUGGACUCUACGCUUAGGUGGUUGUAUAGUAUUGAGAUUAGCCCUCUGGGGUGUUUCUCCUGGAAACACAUUUUCUCAAACCACUUGAGCUGUCGGGAAGCUGUUUCUUUGACUUCUUUUGUGGCAGUGAAGUCGCGUAACAAUGUAUCGGAAAUGAUCCCUAGUGGUCAGGUGUGAGAGCCUUUGCAGUAUCUCGUAAGUGACUAUUUGGUUGUCUUACAUAUAGGUGUGUGUAUCGUUGAAGACCUGAGUUUUCUGUUCCUUUAAAGUCUCUAGCUUUGAUCCCGGGAAGAAAUUCCCUAUUACUGUAGACUGGUGUCAUUGGGGAAGGGGAUCUGCUAAGUGCGCAUUUACUUGCGAUCUGGUCCCAUAUCUGUAUGGAGUUGAGUAUCACGGGACAGGCGGUCCUCAGGAACAUCCUACAAGUCUUCGGGAGCCAAAUAAAGUAAGGACUCUGGUGGUGAGUGCCAAUAUGCUAUUUGUGCAACUUGGGCAGCAAGGUAGUAUACAUAUAAACCAGUCUAUGGGCACAGGCAGGGUCUGGAAUAGAAACAACAGUCUGGGAAGAACAUUCAUUUUGACUGAGUGCAGUCUCCCCAUCCAAGAUAUGGGUUUGUCCGUCAAUUGCUCCAGGUCCCUGAUGAGGGCUUGGAACAUACAUGGGUAGUUCAAGUCGUAUAGUCGUGAGUGGUGCGCCACGAGUCCGAUGCCUAGGUAGAGUAUGCUUUCUGUUGUAAUGGGUUGGCUGUAUGUGUCAUGUAUCAGUGCCAUGUCCGGGGCUCCAAGAUGAAACGGCAUAGCCAUUGAUUUCAUCAGGUUGACUUUAUAUCCCGAUAUGAUGCCGUAUCUAUCUAAUAGGCCCAUCAGGUGGCCCAAUGAAGUCAGCGGGUCUGACAGUGUAAGCAAGGCAUAGUCCGCGUAUGCUGAGACCGUAAAUUGUCUCCCGGCCACUGUGACUCCCAGAAUGUGCGGGUGUUGUCGGAUCACUUGCAGCAGAGGUUCCAGUGAAAGAGCAAACUACAACGAAUAGGAGAGAUGGGGCAGCCCUCUCUUGUCCCUUUGUGUAGUGUGAAGGGGACUCUAUUAGCCCCUGUGAUCAGUGUCUGAGCCCUGAGGUUGGAGUAUAUCGCCCGGAUCGCAACGACAUAGGGCUCCGGGAAGCCCCAGGCCCGCAGAAGGCCAAACAGGUACGGCCACCGGACCCUGUCAAAGGCCUUCUCCGCGUCUAGCGACAGGGCCAUAGAAGGUCUCCCGGAGCUCUGCAUGUGCCAGGUCAGAACCGCACCUCUUUGGGUGUUCUCGUAUAGCUGUCUGCCAGGCAUGAAGCCCAUCUGGUCCGGAUGGACCGAGUGGGUAAGGAGCGGGGUGAGCCUAGUCGCAAGGAGUUUCGCAUAGAUCUUUAAGUCAGAGUUUAUUAAAGAAAUGGAUCGGUAGUUAGCCGCCUGGUCAUGUGUUAGGUUAGCUAGUGCCAUAUCGGCGUCCGGGAUUCCGCCCUCCAUAAAGUGGUUAUAGAGGGAUGUGAGCUGGGAGGCCAAUUCCUCCUUAAAUUUCUUGUAGUACCCCACGUCGUACCUGUCUGGUCCCGGGGACUUGUUCCCAUUGAGAUCUCCACCUCUUCCCGAGAGAUAGGCGCACGCAAAGCAUCUGCCUCCUCUCCCGUCACCCUUGGUAGAGUUAUGACCGUCAUGAAGGACUGAAAGUCCGUCUGUUCCCGUUCAGGGGGAGCGCUGUUCUUGACGGCAGUGUCCAUACAUUUCCGAGUAAAACUGAGUGAACACCUUAUUUGAUUUUUUUUUUUUUUUUUUUCUGGUGUGGACUAUACUACCCGCCUGUGUGCGAAUUUUAUGAAUGGGCUUGAAAUCUCCUCUGGGGCGUAAGGUCCUGGCUAGUAGUGAGUCCAUUUUGUUGGACUUCUCGUAGAACAGGCACCUGGACCACUGGACCGAGCGUACUAUGCCUUCCAGAGAAAGUUCCCUAAUCGAGUGCCGCAAGGCGUUCAGUUCUGUCAGUCUUUGUUCUGCUGUUCCGCCUUCCGUAGCGUUGCUUGCAGCUCUAAGAGCUGCUGCGUGGUGUAUAUUUUCUUGUGGGUCGCCACUUUGAUGAAGUAGAACCUUAGGAUGCUUUUAUGGGCUGCCCAGACUGCUACUGGGUUCACCUCUUGGGAGAUGUUUUGUGUGAAAUAGUCUUUGAUGACCGUGCCCGGUUUGGCAUAUGUCGUCGUUCUGAAGCAGGCUCGUGUUGAGUCUCCACGUCCAGUUGGAGGAAUAUUUAAGUCCCUCCAGGGUGAUAGCUAUGUCAGCAUGGUCUGACCAUAUGAUAUUCCCUAUCGCAGCGUGUGUGAGUUUCGCCAUCUCUGCCCCAUUGAGUAGGAAAUUAUUGAUUCUUGAGAAGGUGCCGUGAGGUGCUGAGUAAAUUGUAAAGUCGAGAGUGUAUGAGUUGCCAUGCAUCUAGCAGUCGUGUAUUUCUCAGGAAUGUGUGGAGUAGUUUGUCCUGUGCUCCCCUCCCCGGGACCUCACGGCCCCCGGUUUUGUGCUCCUGUCUGCUGCCGGACAGGGCACUGCAUUGAAGUCACCUCCCACUACCGUCACCCCACUUCCGUCAGAGCUGACCAGUGUGGUCAAAGUGUCCCAGGAUAAUGCAUCAGGGUCAUUGGGUGCAUAUGUGUUGAUGAUGCCAUCACGAGAAAGGGACGUUUGUGGAUGAGCACCGCUACUCCCACUCGCCUGCGCAGGUCCCUGGCUUCAUGUACCGUGGGGUACUGUCUGUUGUGUCAUUUUAUCUGUUGGCCUAGGGAGGUGUGUCUCCUGAAUCAGGGCGAUAUCUGCUUUGCUAGAUUUGAGCUCUCUCCACAGCAGUCUGCGUUUUGUGGGGGAGUUCAGCCCCUUUACAUUAAGGGAUAUAAUCUUUAAAGCCAUCUGUGUGUGGGUGAUGGGCUAUCCCUAGCAUGUGAGAUGUCCAGAGGGCGUUUACAUGCAUAGCUUGCUUCCAAGUCCUCCCUGGUGCCCCUCACCACUUCUGAUUCCUCGGUUCCUCCUCGCCAUGGAUCACCAGCAACCAUUGAAAAGAACAUAACAUGAAAAUUAAACAAUAACUGUAACAACAUAUACUUCUCAAUCCUCCAAUUAAGUCUGGCCUUACAAUUUGCCAGAGCAGCCCGGGGUGCUAGCCCCCUCCUUCCGGAACUACCAAAGUUCCGACAAAAGAAGGAGGCUCCCAGCCCCUAUCCGCUGUGCCACAAAAUGCAAGACCCUUACUUUUUCAGUGCGUUACAUACACACGCUGGCCAUUGGGGUUAUGCGUGCUUGCGGAUGGAGUCCCUGUGUAUCGGGUCUUUCCCCCUCUUGAGGGCCCGGGUUCUGCCAAUAAGCCUGUCCCCGUAAGCCUCUGUGGCAGGUUAUGAUGCCCUCGCUCUCCCCGUAAGCCCUCUGGAUUUCUCAGUCUAGGUGUCUUAGGGGGCUGUGUGUUGCUCCAAUGUGGGCCCUAUCUGGGCGCUGGGAUGGGCGGCUUCUCUCUGCUCCUUCCGAUACCCCUGGGGUGGUGGUUGGGACGACUCUAGCUAAGGGAGAGGUCACGUGUCCUCUCAUGAAGAGUGCUUGGGUAGUGGGGUCAGCCGCCUACGGCCCCAAGGUUAUGCCAUUCUGUCCGACCAUGGCGGAUGGUGUUUUCUCUCCUCGUCUCCUGGUGGUCCUCGUGAUCCCCACCAUCUGUCUCCCACCAUGUUCCCAUUCAUCUUCCCCGGCCUCCUCCCUCUUACACCCUGUGAGCGCCCCUGUCUGUACACCUAGUAAGGGCGUUAACCGUGUGUGUAGGCCUUGGGGCAUGCAGAUGUUACAUUACCAGUGUCUCUUCCUCGCUCCCCUGCCCAUAAACUCACUAUCUUUUUAAACCAUGGAGUGUGUUCCGUGACCGAUACACUUGAAAGGGACAACUAAAUGCACUCAGACCGUUCAGCUGAUUGAAGUGGUCUGUCCCCCUUAGUCCUACAGGGAUUUUGAGAAACUGCAAUGUUUGCAUUGCAGUGCUAAGACAGCUUUUAGUGGCUGUCUAUCAGAUGCACUUCCAGGAGUUUACCGGACUGUUGGAUCGCAUAACUGAAGCUCUGCAUGAGGACAUUCAGUGUCAGUAAAAUAUCCCAAUAUGCAAGCAUUUAUUCAGUGCUUUCCUAUGGGGAGGGCCUAAUGCACUCAACGCACAUCGGCCCGCCAGUCAGCUGACAUCUGAGGAGGUGAAAAUGAGGGGGUAGGGAGGGGACGACGACAAAAGAGCACUAGCGUUCGGAAUAUAGAUUUGUGUUCCUAAAACUAUAGAAUCCCUUUAAUGGAGUGAAAGGGAAGAAAAUGGGAGUUCUGGUGUGUACUGACUGAUUUCUCAAGGAGGUGUUAAAAAUCAAUGCCUAUUUAUAUCCAAGAUUGCUCUUUGAAAUAACCAAUCAAUACUCUUUCAACAAUAAUGUACAGUCCGUUUAGCAUGAUCACAUCAUCUUUUGCAUCACAUUGACUAAAGCAAAUUGUUUUCUCCGCUGAAGCCAUAUCACCAGUGGGGGCUGGGCUGUGGGUGUCAGUGACCCUCAUUUAGUGUUGAAGUUAGUGUUAAAUUAUUUGAAAACUGUUAAACAUGAAUCUUGGAAUUAUACUGGGAAUUCCAGUCACUAUAACCAUGUCAAAUGAUUAUAGAAGGUAUGUCCCUUUAAGUGAAAACCUGUAGUGUGUAUGCUCCAUUGGUCCUGUUCAUACAUAUAUAGUUUGUUUGCUUGGGUUUUUUUUAAUUGUUUGUUAAACAACCUCACUUGAGUGUUGCUUAUUCUUUCCUAGAAAACCAUGAGGAACCAGGAACUAACUGUAGCCAAUUCCUGAUUCAAGUGUACGUGGCAGGAACUUGUUAACUGUUGGGUUUGCUGCCAGGUGCACUAUCACAGUAAAUAUCUCUAAUUAUUAUGUAUUAUGCUGUUAAUGCUUUAAAAGCGUAGUAAAAUCCUUCGGUCUCCAUUUCAGUCAGAAUCAAGCAGAAUGAUCUAGUCUCGUUGCCUUCUGCAGUGAGAUAUUUGUAUUUACUGUAUACUGAUACACUGUGAACUUUACCAGGAGUGAUACCACCACAGUUUGUGUAGAUACGUUUGUAAUUUAUACCAUUUUAUGGCAGCAAUGUAAAAAAUAUGUUUUUGAUACAGUUCUAAUUGAAUAGGAAAGCCAUGUGCAUUUAUAAAGUAUUAUUUCCUACAUUUGCACUUUACACUAUUGUGGCUGCAUUGGAUGUGUUUUUACUUCUGUUAAUGAAGAAAGCAUAACAUUUAAACUAAAAAAGAUGUAGAAUAUUUUAAUUUUAUUUUUUUCUCACCUUGUAAUUGCAGUUUUACACAAAAAUAUCCACCUGUGAAAUUCUUAUCUGAAAAGGAUCGAAAAAGAAUACUGGUAGGUAUUUUUGCUAUAAACAAAAAAAGUUACAAUCUAUUUAGAGUAUUUUCUACAUUGUAACUGCUUUGUAUAAUUGUUAUAAGACACAGUUGGGUGACUCUAAUAAGCAGGAUAAAUCGAAACAAAAAUCCAAAAAUCUGCAACCUGUGUGCUGGCAAUUCCAUUCAUUUUUUUAAUGUAUUAAUUUAAAAGUUCCAAAGAAUAACAACCUGUUUUCUGUAGAGACCUUGCGUAUAGCUGUACUUACCUAAAAUUCAUGAGUGUGCUGUAUAGUGAACACCUGUGGCACUGUUUUUCCACCAUCGAGACAGCCUGGUAAACACAUUUCUCAAUGUAUGCUCUAUCCCAUUCACUAUAAACCUGGGUAUUAUCUCAAAAUCAGCUCUUUUGUUUUUGACUUUUUGUGAAAGUGCUGCAUAUUUUUUUGAAAGAAAGGUGCAAAAGAGAUGUGCAUUCUCUUGUUGUAAAAUUUGAAAACGGUAUUAGGAUGUUUUGCAUGAUGACACAUCUACUAGGCAACAAGGAUGCAGACAUCACCCACUACACAUGUAUGACAAUGAUAAUAAGCUCAGUGUCUACACUAACAUCCCUAGUCAUGCGGCUGCUCUGUCUUAUACAUUUAUACCGUGAGCACAAUCCAUGCAUUUUUCACACAGAAAACAUUCAUAUUGGGAGCAAAAAUCUAAAUGGUGCUCAAAAUGCGUACAGCACCAAUUUGUGUGACUUUGUCAUAGAUAAGGCAGGGGCAUUGGGGCAUUAAUCCAAAUUGCAUGUAUUUUGCAUGAGUGAGUUACCAUAUAUACUCAAGUAUAAGUCUAGUUUUUCAGCACAUUAUUUGUGCUGAAAAACCCCCACUCGACUUAUACUCGAGUCAGUGUCUGUAUUAUGGCAACUUACAUUGCCAUAAUACAGACCAGGACCGCCAGGCUCACAAGCCCGGCGGUUCUGUUGGGGGCUGGCAGAUAGCUGUUACUUACCUUCCUGCAGCUCCUGUCAGCUCCCUUCUCCUCCACUGUAAGUCUCGCGGUGUGACUGCCGCGCGGAGCUCUGACCCCGCGGCUCUCACGAGACUUACAGUGGAGCUGACCGGGCCAGAGGAGAAGGGAGCUGCAGGAAAGGUAAGUAACAGCUCUCUGCCAGCCCCCCUCUUACACAGCCCAUCCACUGGACCACCAGGGAAUGAGAGCCCCCCUCCCUGGCCAUCUAACAAGCAGGGAGGGGGGACGAAAAUAAAAAUUAAAUAAUAAAAAUAUUAUUACAAUAAAAAAAAUGUAAAUAUUAAAAUUAAAAAAGUGAAUAAUAAAAUAAAAAAAUAAUACUAAAAUAAAAAAUAAUAAAAAUGCCCUCCCCCACCCAGUUCACACACAAACACACACUCAUACAAACACACCCAUUGCAUUGUAUACACACACACACACACACACACACUGCAUUAUAUACACACACACUGCAUUAUAUACACACUCAUACAAACACACACUCUGCAUUAUACACACACUCAUACAAACACACACUCUGCAUUAUAUAUACACACACACACACUCUGCAUUCACACAAACACAGACACUCUGCAUUAUAUAAUGCAGAGUGUGUGUUUGUAUGAGUGUGUCCGUAUAUAAUGCAGAGUGUGUUUGUAUGAGUGUGUGUGUGUAUAAUGCAGAUUGUUUGUAUGAGUGUGUGUGUAUAUAAUGCAGAGUGUGUGUAUGAUUGUGUGUGUGUAUAUAAUGCAGAGUGUGUGUAUGAGUGUGUGUGUGUGUGUAUAAUGCAGAGUGUGUUUGUAUAAGUGUGUGUGUGUGUAUAAUGCAGAGUGUGUGUUUGUAUAAGUGUGUGUGUGUGUGUAUAUAAUGCAGUGUGUGUGUUUGUAUGAGUGUGUGUGUGUAUAUAAUUAUAAAAAUCACAGAAUUUCAUAGCCCCAAGUUUUGCCCUCGACUUAUCCACGAGGCAUAGCAUAUUUCACAAUUGUUGGUCACAAAACUGCACUCGACUUAUACAUGAGAUCGACUUAUACACGAGUAUAUACGGUACUUGCAAGUCUAAAUACCAAGCAAUAUUUGUUACUGCUCAGAAUUUAAAUAGCAUGCAGGACACAUUACAUAAAGAACUGCUCUAAAAGCAGUUCAUUCAUUGAUUCACAAGCUCAUUCACAGUUGACCACUAAAAUAAUGAUUUAGGUUCCAAUAUCCCCAAAUCAAAACCGAAAGGAGGCAUUAAAUUCAAUGCCGUUGAGAAAUCUUGAAAAAUUCUUUAUUAAUGGUAUUGAGUGUCAAUUCAAUUUAUAGAAAAAGUAGGUACUGUAUAAGCUUGCUUUCUAUUGCAUGUAGAUUGUACAGUGGUGUGCUAGUGAUAUGUUGUAAGUAAAACAAUUUUAAAUUUAGAAGGAAAAAAAAAUCUCACUAUUUAUGACUCCAUUAAAUACAUUUUAUAUUGUUAUAAGCAUUUCCUGCUACCUGUUCUAAUGCAGAUAACAGGAGGUGCUGGAUUUGUGGGCUCCCAUCUCACCGACAAGCUUAUGAUGGAUGGUCAUGAGGUCACAGUUGUAGACAACUUCUUUACGGGUCGGAAGAGGAAUGUGGAACACUGGAUUGGGCAUGAGAAUUUUGAGCUGAUUAAUCAUGAUGUCGUUGAGCCACUUUACAUUGAAGGUAUAUUUUUAUAACACACAUUACAGCCUGUUAUACGUAAUGUGCAUGUCAUUUACAUCUUGUCUACAAGUCUUACCUGAGAAGAACUCUGAACUUGUUGGUGCUGGAUUAAAUGCAAUUUUCUUAACUGUUCCAUGUCCGUAGCAAUAAACUUUAGCCUUCCUUUGACUAGAUUGCUUUAAAACUGUUGUGUAAUUACUGUAGCAUUUUUUGUUGUUGAUGCAAUUGCAAUUUCCUUGCUUUCUUAAUGCUUGAGAGGAUUAGAUUUAAUCUCGGAGGAUGAGCUUCAAUGUAGAUAGGAUCAUUGAACUUGCAACGUAAGGAGCAAACUUACCCGUAAAGCUUGCAGUCUAAGAAUAAUCAUCUGUUAGGCCAUGACAUACUUUAUCUGUACAUGAAUCAAACCAGAAAUCUGAACCAUUAGAACAUUUUAUUUAGUUGGUAGAAAAGAGCCUGGAAAAAUGCACUGUUGCAAUGAGUUAUUUUACCAUUUUCUAUGUUUCUGUAUUUUACACCUUGUAGACUAUAACUUUAAAAUAUUUAACCAUGAGUAGUAUUUUUAAAUCUUUUUAUUACAUCUUGUAAAACAUGACUGCUUAUUUAAAUACAACAGAGAUCCUAAUAUUUGGUUCUUCCUUCCCACAGUGGAUCAGAUAUACCACUUGGCAUCUCCUGCAUCUCCUCCAAACUACAUGUAUAAUCCAAUAAAAACGCUUAAAACGAAUACAAUUGGGACGUUGAACAUGUUGGGUGAGUGUUUUCCAUGAAUUGGUGUUGAAAUCUCCUGUUUUCUAAGGCAAAGUUCCAAAGUGGAGCAGUCACCAUAGAAGCCAUUGCAGUGUUCUGGUUGAGUGCUUCACAUUUAUUUGCCCAGAGAUCUCAAUGCCUAUUAAACAGUUGUUCAAGAUUUCUCUAUUUUUUUUAUUUUUAUUUUUUUAUUCUCUUUUGUAUUAUACUGGAUCACAUGUCUGUAUGCAAUUUAGAAACCGCAUAGCAUAGAUUCCAUGCUGCUCCACCCCUAUUCACGGUGAUGUGCCGUGGAGACUACGCUCUUCUGUGUGGGAGAUGCUGCUAAAUGAGUUUGUUUACUUACUGGCCAUCAGUGGCCAGGGUUCCAUACUCAGGCCAACACCACAUUGAACAGAUAUUUUAAGCAAUCCAUUCAACAUACAGAAACAAAGAGGAAAGGCUGUGCUUGUUGUUGCAUUAUGUUUUGGGUGUGGCUUGUCGCGAACUGUUUUGAUGACAAUAACUAUUAUGUCUAUAUUGACAGACAAAUCUAAUGGACAGAGAUUCAAGAGGCAUACAGACGAAACAUAGAAAAGCAUGUUAACAGACUGUUUACAAUUGUACAUCAGGAUUAUGACGUCUAUGACCAUUCUAUUAUGUGGGGAAAAAUGCAGUGCUAUUAACAAGUGCAGUUUAAAAUAGUCAGUUAUGCACAUGGCAACCAUAACAUGUUAUCAUGUAACACAAAUAUGUUCAUAGGCUAAUUAUGGUUUUAGUGUGUGGGUUUUUUGUUCUUGUUUUUUUCUUUUUGUGAAUCAACUCUUAGCACAUAUCUUUGCAUAUCGUCCCUGUUUGUUUGGUUAAUACUAAUUGAGGAGAACUUGAUAUAUCAUUUACUUGAUAUGUUAGUAAAUAACUUUUAUUAGAUGUUCUCUAAGGAAUUGUUGAUAUAUCUUAUACAAAAAUAAAAUGUUUUUCUAUUUUUAUUUAUUUUUACAUUUAGGUUUAGCAAAGCGUGUAGGGGCUCGGCUCCUUCUUGCAUCAACUUCAGAAGUAUAUGGAGGUAAGGAAUGCAUUUUUGUGGAUACGUGAUGUAAUCUAUAGAAUGGAGCCUAUUGUUGCAAAAAAAAGAACCUUUUUUUAUGUACUUUAAAAUUUUAAUAUGAAGUAAUCCAUUGUUUUGUAUUACUGGCUGAGAAGUACCUAUUUUACUUCAGAUCCUGAAGUACAUCCUCAAAAUGAAGACUACUGGGGACACGUCAAUCCCAUUGGUCCCCGAGCCUGCUAUGACGAGGGGAAGAGAGUGGCUGAAACUAUGUGUUAUGCUUAUAUGAAACAGGUUGGUUUUGCAGUUUCAGAAUUUGUAAAAUGUAAUGUUUGGAACAUGCAUCAAUUGUGUGUGUGUGUAUAUGUAUGUAUUUAUACAUAGAGAGAGAGAUAUUAUUAUAUUUAUUUUCUCAAGGGGGGGUUGGCUGCACUCACCUGAACAUGCAUAAAUAUAAUGUAUUUCUCCACCUUCUCAUGUUCCUUCUUCCUGAUGUUGUAGUCACUGGGUAUUGCCACAUCCACCACAACUGCAGUCUUUCGUUCCUUGUCUACCACCACGAUGUCGGGUUGGUUGGCUAGCACUUGCUUGUCUGUAUGGAUAUUGAAGUCCCACAGGAUCUUAGCACUGCCAUUCUUGACUACCCUUUGUGGUAUCUCCCAUCUGUACUUGGGCAAGUCCAAUCCAUAUUCUGUACAGAUGUUUUGGUACACAAUCCCAGCAACUUGGUUGUGACUCUGUGUGUAUGCUGUUCCUGCUAACAUCUUGCAUCUGGCUACUAGGUGCUGGACUGUAUCAGAGGCCUCUUUGCACAGUCUGCACCUUGGGUCUUGACUGGCGUGGUAGACUCCAGCUUCUAUUGAUCUGGUGCUGAAUGCCUGUUCCUGUGCUGCUAGGAUUAGUGCCUCAGUGCUGUCUUUCAGUCCUGCCUUUUCCAACCACUGGUAGGAUUUUGUCAUGUGAGCCACAAUCUGCCCGUGGUACACCCCAUGGAGAGAUUUGUCUUGCCAAGGAACCUCUCUUUCUGCAUCCUCUAUCUGUUGAAGUCUCAGGCAUUCCCUUAACAGUUCAUCUUUGGGAGCCAUCUUCAUGAUGUACUUGUGGAUGCUCUGUGUUUCAUCCAGGACUGUGGCCUUGACGCUCAUCAGGCCCCGACCUCCUUCCUUCUGGCAGGUGUACAGUCUCUGGGAACUGGAUUUCGGUGGAAUCCUCCAUUCAUAGUAAAUAGUUUUCCGUUCUUGACAUCCAUGGUGACCAGUUAUUCUCUUGGCCAGGUUAUUAGUCCAGUACCUGAUGACCAGUAGGGCAUGUGUGUUGAUGGCUUGGAUCUUGUUCUUGCCAUUGAGCUGGGACUUCAGGACCUUUCUGAAUCUUUGGAGGUGCUUGGAUAUUGCUAUCCUCCUUACCUCUUCUUCAUGGUUUCCAUGCGUUUGUAGUACCCCCAGGUACUUGUAGCUGUUCUCUACAUCUUUUAUUUGGCCUUCUGGAACUUAAACUCCUUCUGUCCUGAUCAUCUUCCCUCUUUUUGCUAUAAUUCGCCCGCACUUCUCUAGUGCAAACGACAUUCCGAUGACCUUGCUGUAUAUCCUAGUUAGGUGAAUAAGUGAGUCGAUGUCCUGCUCAUUCUUGGCAUACAGCUUGUCAUCCAUGUAGAGUAGGUGGCUGAUGGUAGCUCCACUCUUAAACCUGUAUCCGUAUCCACUCUUUUUGAUGAUCUGGUUAAGGCCUAUGCAGAACUGCAUUGGGGAUAGCGCAUCACCUUGGUAUAUGCCAUAUUUGAUGUUCACUUGACUUAUUGUCCUGGAAUUAACUUUUAGAGUUGUUUUCCACUUGCCCAUCAAGUUCUUAAUUAAGGCUUUUAUUGUCUUCCUGACCUUGUAGAGAGGCAAGCAUUCCAGUAUCCAUUUGUGUGACAUUGUGUCAUAGGCUUUCUUGUAGUCAAUCCAGGCCGUGCACAGAUUGAUCUGUCUGGUCUUAGAAUCCCUUGUGACUGCUUGGUCUACCAGUAGUUGGUGUUUUGAUCCUCUGGUGGUGUUUCCAAUCCUCUUCUGAGUAUUGCUCAUAUAUUGACUGAUAUGCCCUUGGAUCUUAGAGGCUAUGAUGCCUGACAGGAGUUUCCAUGUUGUAGGGAGGCAGGUUAAAUGUCGGUAGUUGGAUGGUGUUCCCUUGUGAGGGUCCUUCAUGAUCAGUAUUGUUCUGCCUUGUGUUAGCCAGUCAGUGGGAACCUGUUGCUAGUAGCUGGUUCUUUUGUGCUGCUAGGCAUUCAUGCAGCGCUGUUAACUUCUUUAUCCAGUAGUUGUGGAUCAGGUCAGGUCCUGGGACUGACCAACUCUUCAUGUGUGCUGCUUUCUGUUGGAUAUCUUCAACUGUAAUGGUGACAGGUUCCUCUUCUGGCAGCAUGCAGUGGUCUGCUUUCAGGUCCAGUAACCACUGGGCCUCGGUGUUAUGAAAUGCUUCUUUCAAUGCCCGUUUUACCAAAGAACCAUCCAAGGUGUAUGCAUAGCUACAGGGAAAACACACCCACACACACAUAUAUAUAUAUAUGUGUAUGUAUGUAUGUAAAAUAGCAACUGUAUCUUGCACUCAGACUCCAAUUUCCAAGACUGGGUGCACUACCAGGGCUCCAAGUAUCCAAAUGGCUGUAAUAGAAGGCAGCACUCAUGGAUUCUCAUAAAAUAUAACCUUUAAUAAGUCUUGUUAAAAAAGAUCAACGUUUCAGUCCUGCUUGCGGACUUUCGUCAGGAUUGUGAUGAAAGUCCGCAAGUACGACUGAAACGUUGAUCUUUUUAACAAGACUUAUUAAAAGUUUUAUAUUUUAUGGGAAUCCGUGAGUGCUGCCUUCUAUUAUAUAUAUAUAUAUAUAUAUAUAAUUUUAUUUUUUGAAAGCAAUUAGUAGGAUUGUGUUCCAACAUCAUCUCAGUUCUUGCUGUUUUAACACAUCACUCAGGUAAUGUAUUUCUCUCGUGUAAAUUAGGUUGUGCUACACAGAGCCCAAAUGUAUAGUGUAGAUUGCUAAAUUACUUUUGGCAAACUAUUGGUUAUGGGAAUGUGUGUGUUUUGUUUUUUGUUUUGUAAGCAGUAUGGAUGUCUGUGGACUUGGGUGCUGCAAGUCUGAUUUGACCUAUUUUUUUUUGUUAUACAUAAAUGCAUUAAUAUAUAUGAGAAAAAAAACUAGAAAUGUCAAGAUGUAUUUGUUUCCUACCUUUGCUGUGUAACUUCACGGUGUGCACAAAUAUGUGGGUAUUUGCUGGCUUGAGUAAUAAGUGUCUGAUAUAAUGUAGUAUAAAUAGUGUUAUGAUUGUUUUGACAAGCCAUAUUCCUUCUUGAGACUGAUACAAUUAGGAAAGGAAACCUGGUCCCCUCUCAGAACCAAACCAUUAUCUAAUUGCAAAGGAUUUAUGAUAACAAACGUCCACCAGGAAAAUCAAAAUGGACCUCCAAAACAGGAAUGUUUUUUUUUUGUUGUUUUUUUUUGUAUUUCGCAAUAUUAUAAGCAUCUGCCGCAGAUCUUGAAAAAUGUUUAGUAAAUAUGUCCAAAGGACCAUAUUAUCUUUUAUAACAAGUUAUGGUGAGUUGACAUUGAUAAAUUCACAGAAAAUGAAUCUAUAGGAUAGAUUUUGACCCGUAUCCAGAAAGUCUUUCCAUAUUUACGUAUGAGGCAAUAUAUAUAUAUAUAUAUAUAUAUAUAUAUAUAUAUAUAUAUAUAUAUAUAUAUAUAUAUAUAUAUAUAUAUAUAUAUAUAUAUAUAUAUAAUUAUAAUGAUCCCAGAGGUCUUUUAUACUUUAAAGUAGAAAUCUGGUGGUAAAACUGAGCACAUUCUAUUUUUGAUUGACACUUGUCAGUGUGAGUAGUUGGAGAUUGUGAGCAGAAUACAGACUUAUUAAUAUUACUCUUUGUUUUACUUCAGAGGUGGUUUCUAUUCUCUUCUAUUUUUAAGUUCUAAUAAACUGCUAAAAGUAAAAAUUAUAGCUUUGUUAUAGAUCAUUUUAUUUUCGAUAUCAUUGUCUGGAUAAAAAAUUUAUUUUAGAUGUUACAAAAUAUUACUCCCCUUCUGUCACUUACCUCAGUCUAGCGCCGAUGUCCCUCAGCACUGUCCUAUGGUCCUUCUUCAAUCCUCCCCCAACUGUGUCAGCUGGCAGAGGAGACCUAAUUAUUAAAGGACUUUUAUGCCUUUCAGAUUGUCCUGCUUUUGGGGUCCUAUCAUAGGUUAAAUCCUUGUAUUCUGCAUUCUUGGACACCAUAAAUUGCGCUGAGCAAGCGCAACUUUUUAGCCUGCGUGCUGAAGAUUUAGCCCUUUAAUAUGUGAAAGUCGAUACAAUAGGCAGUCAGCCUAGCAUGCAUUUAAUGGCAGGCUAACAUACACAUUUUUGAGCCUAGUUACCCCUUUGGGCAUAGCCAUUGAAGCAAGCUUCACUAUAUGUCCGCUUAGACCUGAGCUCACACCUCAUAAUACUUAAUGUGCUUUUCAAAUAUACAAAUGGUUAUUCUCUACUAAUAAAGCAUUUUGUGAAUAUCAAGAUAAAAGAUUUAUUUUUUUCUUUCUUAAAAAGCCACCAAAGCAAAGCCCAUUGACAUCCCAUGAUAAAAUCAGAAUGAGCAAAAUGUUAAAGAAUAUGCCUGAUUUAUAUAAAAAAAAAAAAAAAAUAGUUUUGACCCUGGUACCUGUAACUACCCAAGCUAAAAUUAUCAAUUUAUUCAAAAGCAAAAAUACUAUUUAUAUUUAAUCUAUCUGUACAAACAAAAUAUUUUUAAAAUGGCAAAAAAAUCUAAAUACAAUGGGGAAAAUAUUUUUGGGUUUAUCUUUCAUUCUCAAACUAGUAGUAAGCUAAAUAUUCAUUAACUUUGGAAUACUGAAAAAGUAAUAGUUUCCCUCUUGCUUGGAGAGUGAUCUUGAAUGCACUGCAAUAACCAUUUGUUUCUCAAAUAACCACGACUAUUGCAGUUUAGUUUUCACAACAUUUAUACAUUUCUUUUGCUACUGUUUUGACUUCUUUGUGACUAACAUUUUGCUUUUGUUUUUUACAUAACUACAUCAUUGUUUGCUCUGCUUGUUGUCAAGGAACUAUAUGACCAAAUGUAUUAACAAACAAUCAAAAACUGUGCUGUUUGCAUUUUCAGUUAAGAAUUGAAAAAUGCUUGCAAGAAGAACAAUAAUAUUAAAAAUAUUAUGUUUAUUUUGGAUUUCUUCCAUGUGUUUGACCUUGUGUUCCUUGAUAUUAACAGGAAGGCGUAGAAGUCAGAGUUGCUCGGAUAUUCAAUACAUUUGGCCCACGCAUGCACAUGAAUGAUGGCAGAGUUGUCAGCAACUUUGUGCUGCAGGCUCUUCAGGGAGAAUCUUUAACUGUAAGUAUAAACUGUAUGUUUAAAUAGUAGCCAAGGUUCUGAGACUGCUUUAAG